AGCAUUGAGGACACAAUGACUGUCAGCAUAGUUUACGAUAACUCUGAGGCCAUGGAGCUGUGUGCAGCUCAGCACCUGUAUCUGAAGCCUAUAGCCAGACUGACCAUCAAUGUGAUGCUGCCUGAAGAUCUCACAUACACGAGAUCAUUUUCUAACUGGGAGGUCCUAGACCAGCUGAAGAAUCUAAUCUGCCCAGAUCAGUUUAGCACUGUGCGACUUUCAAAGAGCACCAAAGACUUUAUUCGAUUUGAGGGAGAGGCAGAGACAAGAAGUCUGGUUCAGAUCCUAAAGGCAAAACUGCAUGGCAAGAUCAUCAGGAUGAACGGCUUGAAGAAUGGCUUGAAGAUUGUGGCCACAGAUGCCUGGCUAGACUUCCUGUCCCAGCAAGAGUGGGAAUUGGUCUCCAAGAAAAACAAGGCAGCUAGUGACGAGCUUCUAAAGCAAAAUCUUAAUGAGAGCCCUGAUUCCAUCUACUUUCAGGGGUUGCCCUGCAAGUGGUUUGCAUCCAAGGGCUCCAGUGGGGAAAAGCCAUGUGAGGAAAUCCUCAGGGUGGUAUUUGAAAGCUUUGGGAAAAUAAAGAACAUCGACAUCCCAAUGCUUGAUCCAUACCAAGAAGUGAUGGCCACUGGCAGCUUCAACCACUGUACCUUAGGCAGCCUUCAGACUUUUGAGGCCUUCAUCCAGUAUCAGGAAUAUGCUGAUUUUGUCAAAGCCAUGGAAUCCCUGAGGGGAAUGAAGCUGAUGCUCAAGGGGGAAGAUGGGAAAGCUCUGGCCUGCAACAUCAAGGUUAUGUUUGAUACAACCCAGCACUUCAGUGAGGGGGCCAUCAGGAAAAGAAAUCAGGAGAGGCUAAAACUACAAGAGCUGGAAGAAGAGAGAAAAAGAGAAAAGAAGCGAGAAGAGGCAGAAAGGAAACGGAAAGAUGAAGAGAAGAAGCUCCGAGAGAAGAAAAGGAAAACCAAGGUCAAGAGAAAAGAACAAAAGCAGAAACCAAAGGAGGAGAAACGCCCGAAAAAGAAAGCCAAAGCUGAGGAAUGUGAAAAACUUAACAACCAGGAGGUGGAGAGUCCGAAAGCAGAAGAAGAUAGCAUUGCGGAAUUUGAAGUGAAGGUUUUGAAGAAGAAAGAGCCAGCCCCUCUGAAUCUCAUGAUCCGAGAGGCAAAGAAGAAAAUGUUCAAGAAAAAGCCUGUCAAGCACGAAAGAACUACAGUACCCCAAACCAAGAGGAGGAAUGAGUUACCGGAAUCUUUUUGCCAUUUAGAGAAAACCUUCGUAGAUGACCCUACCAAAGGAGAAUUCACUGACCAAUCAAUACCCAACACAUGCGAGCACAGUUUUGUCUCUCACGUGAACUCCUUACAGAUUACAAUUAAGCAGGACUUGAGCCAGGCAUUUGAAGAUGAUGAAGAAGAAGAUGAAGAGGAUGAAGAAGAUGAAGAUGAUUGGUAUGCAUGGAAUCCAUCCUCCAAUCGUAAAGCAGGCUACGGCAGAAAACAGAAAAUCUAUGAAACUGAUGAAUUCAUUCACUACCUGCUAAAUUACUAUCAUCCUCCACAAUAUGCCCGUAUUUAUGAAGACCCAAACAGUGCCACGAGCAAAUCUCGGUGGCGAAGAGAGGUCCAUGAUGAUGGAAAUAGAUUUCAGAUUAACUUGAAUCAGUCAAGACAUCACUCCACCAGAGGAAACAUGCAAAAUGGACAAGAGGUUGAUUGGGCUCCAGAAGAUGAUCUUCUGGAAUGUGAAGAUGAAUAUCAAUGGAAGCUUGCCCAUCAGGAACUGGAACCCAAACUGAGAGAGGCUCUAAAUGCAAGCUGUGCUGAAGAGUUUGCAAAGGCAGUUAAACGCCAUUGUAUGGACUCAAGCAGCGAAGCUGUUGGUCUUAUGCUAGAUGUGGGUGGAAAGCAGUGCCCUUGGCAGAACUCCCAUGUUGGCCCCAUCAAAGACUCCAAGCAUAGGGGUAAGAGAAAGAGUUCUUCACAAUCCAAGCUUGCUGGCUUCUCUUAUGAGGUAACAGACUUCUUAGAAGAGAUCAGUAGUGAUUCUGAUUGCUUUAAUGAAACAUUGAGUGAAGAGAGUGAGCAUCAAAGCCCUUUUCCAAAUGUAGGCCGCUUGGUGAAGGUGAGGGAAGACUCGGACAACUAUGAUGAAACUAUUGCCUUUGACCAAGAAAAGAAAUGUAGCCAGUGUGGCAUGUUCCCACUGUUAAAACCCAGUGGCUUGUCAAAGCCUCUUAGAACCAAGCUUAAGAAAGCAGUCAAGAGGUCCAGGAAUGAAUUAAAAUGCCCAGAGCCCAAAGGAGAAUGUGAAACCAAUGGGGUUGAGAAAAACACUAGAAAAAAGAAGAAAAAGCCACCUGUAGAAGACAAACUUGAUAAAGACGACUGCCCUGUCCCCGAUCCCAGCAGUUUACGGGCCCUCAAAAAACCUGAGAAGAAACGGAGCAAACUGACAGAAUCCAAAAUGAAAUGUAAAGCUUCCUGUGUGCCAGUAGCAUCUUCACAAAGUGUUGAAGAAGCCCUACCUGUCCAAGGGCUUUCUGUGAAUGUGGGUAAUCCCUGGAAGCCAAAAUCUAAUCAAGAAACACUAGCCUCUAACAGAUGUGUUCAAUGGAAGGAUGAGCCCCAGGAUUCCAGUGAUUGUCUCACCAGCUCUAACAGUCCAGAUCCUCCUGCCUCUGAAAAUGGGUUUGAAAAGAGAUCUGCUGUCUUUAAAUUGCAGAGUUUUUAGAAACCUACUAAGCUUAGACAACCGAUUCUCUCAGAACGGUAAAUGGUUAGAGAAGAGAAAAACAAGAGAAGACCAUAGGAACUUAUCAGCUAGAUAGCAAGAUGUCACUUAAAAGUUUUAGUUGUUGCAAAUUUAACACUUCAUCUAGUAUAGCUCAUUUACUGUGAUGACAGCUGAUAUGUUAGGAAGA
Molecule: messenger RNA, 2917 nt
Organism: Gracilinanus agilis (Agile Gracile Mouse Opossum)
Lineage: Eukaryota; Metazoa; Chordata; Mammalia; Didelphimorphia; Didelphidae
Product: A-kinase anchor protein 17B-like
Exons: 4
Coding region: 16-2727 (903 amino acids)
Molecular function (GO): RNA binding
Source: RefSeq, a predicted model, not a curated record